This is a messenger RNA of Suillus plorans, 1287 nucleotides long. RefSeq lists its product as uncharacterized. The record is from RefSeq and is a predicted model, not a curated record. NCBI's taxonomy places the organism in Eukaryota, Fungi, Basidiomycota, Agaricomycetes, Boletales, Suillaceae. The transcript is spliced from 8 exons. The coding region runs from base 1 to 1287 and encodes 428 amino acids.
AUGACUGAUUACGAGUACCUCGAUCCCAUCAUCGGCUUGAUUGGACCGUUGUUCCAUAUCCCGAAAGUGCGGAUUCUUUGUCUUCGAGUGCACGGUGUUCGCGUUGGAGCUCAGACUCAUGCAUCUUCUCGACAUCGUCGAACUCGCGCUCAAGACUCUCCCAAGCUUCCUGUUCAUGUUUCACUUGAGUUACUAAUUCUUCCUGAUGGGCUCGGUUUUUGCACAUCUGUGUUCAUUUUGCGCGAGCUCAAGACGACACUGAUAUACUUCAAAAAGGCAACUGUCCUCCUCGCUACAAGUGGUGUUUUCGCUGCCGCAUGCAGGACAAAACUACAUUCUAAGAUGUGCAGGACCAUGAAUUCCCUACUCGAGCCGCGGCUCAGGCCAGAGCCGGGCCAAAGCCAGCCGUCAUUGGUGGCUUUGGCCCGGCCUGGAUUUUUUGCAGGCCAAAGCCGUCUGAAGCCAGGCCAAAGCCGCGGCUUUUGGGCCAAGCCGGGCCGGAACAUCACUACUACCAAGUCUCCAAUCCGACUCUUUUGGAGGGACCCCGUGGAAUGCUUGGAGAGCCUUUUCAGCAAUCCACUGCCUCACGACAAGCUUGAUUUUAUCCCUCGCCGUGUUUACAAAACAGCAGAGCGGCUUUUGCGUGUAUAUUCAGAAUGGUUAACGGGAGAUUCUGCUUGGGAAAUGCAAACACAACUUCCCAGAGGUGCUACAGUUCUCGGCGCCGUUCUUUCGUCCGACAAAACUAACAUCACCACCAUGACUGGUGCCAGGCCAUUGAUGAAAGCUGCUGAAGUCGGGAUUAUGAUGUCCGAUCCGGUAGGAAACGUCCGCCAUUGCUUUACCCCUCUCGCAGCAUACAUUGUUGAUACCCCGGAGGCGGCCAUGCUUGCAUGUGUGCGCGGAAAGACCUCUCCUUUCACCAUGGCCUCGUAUUUGCAGUUUGGGGAUAAUUUCCGGCACCCUGCUCAUACGCGCUCCAUCACUCUUGGACAGCUCGCUAACAUCACGGUCAAUCCUGAUGACCUGGAGGCUUAUUUUGAGGCUUGUGCUGACUCGCGGCUGAACGGCGUGUAUGCACCGUUCUGGAUGGAUUGGCCGCUCGCAGAUCCCUCCAUCUUUCUGACGCCAGAAUCAUUGUGCACCAUUGGCACAAAGAAUUUUAUGACCACGAUCUUCAGUGGUGUAUCAUGGUCGUUGGAGCUCAGGAACUGGAUUUUCGAUUCUCAAUAUUACAGCCGACUACUGGCUAUCGCCACUUUUCUGACGGAAUAUCUAAACUGA